This is a messenger RNA of Lachancea mirantina, 1506 nucleotides long. The record is from the annotation of a GenBank genome assembly. Lineage: Eukaryota; Fungi; Ascomycota; Saccharomycetes; Saccharomycetales; Saccharomycetaceae.
AUGAGUGGUGAUUCAAUGGACGUGGACCACGUUCCUGAAGCCGAUGGUGUUGUAGGUAAGCAAACUUCAGUUGAUGAAACCUUCGAACUCCUGGAAGAGAUUUCCAAAACGUCAACUAGUUUGGACCCUAGAUAUGUUUGGAGGUCUUUGAGAGAUCUUAGCCAAUUAAGGGUCAAAUUGGAUAAAAACUCGUUUUCCAUUAUUGUAAAUUUGCUAUAUCCAGACGACUCGCCCUACAAAGUCCCGCUGUUGAAGUAUAUCAACCAAAAUCAAAAGAGCACUGUGGAACAAGCCAAGAAUCUGAGGGACCAAUAUCCCGCCACUUUUUAUCAGGUCGCAAGCAACAAUCGGUUGGACGUGUCAGCUGAAUUAAACAGUUUUGUCCACCUUUUAACGCAACUGUACUUGCUAGACUCGCAGCAGUUCGAGGAGCUCAGCACUUUCAACCGCAAUGUUGUGAUUCCAAAGGUUUUGAAAAUGUACAACAAACGCACAUUAGAUCUGAUUCAGUCCAAACUAUGGUUCUACAUUUCAAGGGGUGAGGAAAUAUUGAAUACCUCGGGUAGCAGCGACUUGAGAUCCGAAAUGAUCAAGUACUUGAAGACCGCCACUUUGAGGCAUGACAACGAAACGAGGGCUAUGCUCAUAACUCUUAUCUUAAGAAAUUACCUCAACGAUGGGGCCAUCGAACUCGCAGCAGAUUUUGUAAGCAAAGUUGAGUUCCCAGCAAGCAGUAAUGUGUCAAGUCCAAUCGAAGCUCGCUACUAUUUCUACCUUUCCAAGAUCAGCGCUAUACAGUUAGAGUACACAGUCGCGAAUGAUUAUGUUGUCGCUGCAAUCAGGAAAGCUCCAACCACAAGAAAGAGUCUUGGCUUUCUUCAGCAAGCAAACAAGUUGCAUUGCGUGAUCCAACUUUUGAUGGGGGAUAUUCCAGCUUUGUCGUUUUUCAAUCAAGAGGGCAUGCAAAGAUCCCUUUUACCGUAUUAUCAUCUCUCCAAGGCCGUUAAGCUGGGUGACUUGAACAAGUUCACUUCUGCCAUUUCAAGUUACAAAGCUGACCUUAUCAAAGAUGAUAACUACCAAUUAUGCGUGCGUUUGAGAUCAAAUGUUAUUAAGACAGGAAUUAGGAUUAUAUCCUUGACUUAUAAGAAAAUAUCUCUGAAAGAUAUAUGUCUCAAGCUGCGGCUCGACUCUGAGCAGACCGUUGAAUAUAUGGUCUCCAGGGCUAUCAGGGAUGGUGUAAUCGAGGCAACCAUAAAUCAUAAGGAUGGUUACAUUGAGUCUAGUGAACUGCUCAAUAUAUACGCUACAAAAGAACCCCAGGCAUCUUUUGAUGAGAGAAUCAAAUUCGUUAACCAAUUGCACGAUGACUGCGUUAAAGCUAUGAGAUAUCCAGAGGGGGGUGAUAAAAAAGACAGAAACAAGGCUGCUGUUGACGGUGAUCAAAUGGAAGAAAUUAUUGAUUUUUCGGACUUGGAUGAAGAUGACUUGGGAGACUUCUAUUAA